AUGGCCGAAUUUGAGGUGCUGCGCGGGGCUAGUGCCUCCGCACUGCGAGUGCGUCUUCAGGGCAAUGCAGCUGUUAGUGCGGAAAGCGAUGCUUUGGUGUCGAAAACGCACAAUGUGGAGGUGCGUGCAAGCUUGGGUUCUGGUGGCUUGGGUGGCCUGCUCGGUGGGGCAGCACGGAGUCUUCUGACCAACGAGUCCUUUUUCUUGCAGACCUUGGAGUGUAAAGGUGGUUCUGGCGAGGUGCUUGUAGCACCGGAGGAACAAGGAGACAUCGCCGUUGUGCAGCUCCCAGGCCCAAACUUGCCUGCCGUCUUUGUGACGAGCGGCGCUUUCUUGUGUGCAGAAACUGGCAUUGACACCAGCACUCGGGUGCAGGGUGUGUCGCAGGGACUUUUUAGUGGAAGCGGCCUCUUCCUCAUGCGAUGUAGUGGUCACGGGAAAUUAGCUAUGAGCUGCUUUGGCUCUUGUGUCCGAUAUGAUCUUCAGCCCGGAGAAUGCCGAGAAGUGGACAAUGGUCACCUUGUGGCAUGGGGCGAGUCAGUCAGCUAUAGCAUUGGCAUGGCUUCAACUUCAAUCCUUGGCAGCAUUGCCAGUGGUGAGGGCCUUCUGUGCACCUUCAGAGGUCCUGGGCCUGUUUGGAUACAGACGCACAAGUCCAAGCCACAAGAUCCAUCUUCCCGCCGAGCCAAGCAAAGCCCAGGUGGAACAUUGGUGGGGCUUUGUGUCUUUGGAUGCUUUCUCACGAUUUUUCUUGUGGUGAUCGUGAUCAUCGUCUUCUUUGCGGAUCAGUCCGAACUGAAGCCACGAAGGCGCCCCAGAAAGUUACUAGAUGAAUUCUGA
Molecule: messenger RNA, 840 nt
Organism: Symbiodinium pilosum
Lineage: Eukaryota; Dinophyceae; Suessiales; Symbiodiniaceae
Source: the annotation of a GenBank genome assembly